UGACACAUGCGAAGUCUUGGCAACGGCGACGCGAACAUCGUUUCGUUAUUGGACUGAGGCUGUGUACCUUGGGACGAUCGUGAGUGAGAUUACGGAUUAGGCAGCAAAGAAGAAGCGUCGGUGAGAUUCAUACUCCGCACAUCUCGCAUUCUUGCAUGAUAUUAUAAUCCUGCAAUUUUCAUGUUUUAUACUACAUUUCUUAUGUCAAUACAUCCAGAGUAGGCACACCAGGCCUUGGUCGCUCUGACGACCAAAGCAUCGACAGCAUCGCAUUGACAGCAACCCUACGUCAUCUGGGUCGUGUUUUACAACGUUCACCCUGCGCGUCGGACAUCGGGCGUUGAGCUUCCCGUAUGCCCGUCUGUUCCGCUCGUCUGUUACAUCCAAGACACUAGAGACUCUUCUUGACAGGACGUUAAUCUCGAAUCGGCCCUGAAGCUCUGUCACGCUAUCGUUGAUGAUAAUUCAACAUGAUGAGCAAUCGUCACGAACAACAGCAACAACUACCUCCAAGCCCCCCUGUAACGCCGCCUACGACAAAACAAAAACCCAAGAAGCGAGUCAAUUCAUUUGAGAAAUUUGCCGCGACGCCCUUGCCCUCUUCCCCUUCAGGUUCAACAGAUGACGCGGAGGAUAAGCAAGAGCCUUUGUUCACAAGGGUCAUCCUUACGCCCGUCCUCGUUACCUCGUUCAUUCUGUCGCUGUUUCUGAUAAACACACGAAACCGAGCACUGCGCGUCGAAGCAAAUUCUUCGCCCUCAUCGCUCCUGUCGUAUCUUCUUCCGGCGACUUCCGAGCCGUACCAAGACCACAACGAUUCCAAAUGGAGCCAUAGGAGUUCUGCCGGGUAUCAUGAGCCCAGUAGUACCAUAGCGCCCAAAGACGGGAGGGAGAAGGGUAAGAAGAAAAAGAAGUCUUGGCACCUUCACAAGAAAAUCAGAAAGGUCGCGAAAUUGGAGGUUUCCGAUGCGUUGGAGAUGCGGGGAAGAGUCAUUGCAGUCAUGCUUGUGAUAUUGGUGCUCGGGUCUGUUGGGCUGUGGGUAAGCAUCAGGUGGGCGAUCGCGUCGCUUUCUGGAUGGACUAUGGCGCGAAGUGAGUUGUGAAGAAGCCAAGGAUUAUGAAUUGGGGAAACGGAUUAUGGAGUCGAGAAACGGAUCAUUAGAUUAUGAGGCACGACUAGCAUGAUCUUUGGGCGAAAAACAGGCAGUUAUGAACAAGCCGUGUACCUCUGGGUUAGGACAGACCCGGUUUGAGAGCUUAUGUGGAAAUUAGGGUACCACGUCAAAAAGUUUCGAUCGAUGUAGAUAUUUCCACACUACAAUCUGAAAGCAUGAAAAGGCUAAGGAGUAAUACGUUUCUCUUGUAUCGAACCUCGUGCUUCAAGCUUUAUGAUCUUUUGUGACGUCUUUUU
Messenger RNA from Dothidotthia symphoricarpi CBS 119687, 1411 nucleotides. RefSeq lists its product as uncharacterized. Lineage: Eukaryota; Fungi; Ascomycota; Dothideomycetes; Pleosporales; Dothidotthiaceae. The transcript is spliced from 2 exons. The coding region runs from base 471 to 1103 and encodes 210 amino acids. The record is from RefSeq and is a predicted model, not a curated record.